AAGAGCUCAGUGUUCGGCUGUGGGUGGUUUUGGUGAAGUUUUUUGCGUUUUCUAACAUCUGACUGCACUUAUAGGGGGAUUUUUCUCUCAGUAUCAGGUCGAGCUGUGAUCGGAUGUUUAAUCCCCCAAAAAGAAACUUCAGAGCAGAGAUCUCAGUCUGACUUCAGCCCAGUGUUGUAAAACUGUCUUCAUCGUCCUCAGAGCACAAACAAUGAAACUGCUGCUGCCAUUUAUUCUCCUGACAGUCCGACUGACCACCGGCUACCGCAGCCCUCUGAAUGACUUCCAGCGCUCAGAGGGCAGAGAGCUGGUUCCUACCUCCUGGAACUCGGCUCGAGUGUCGUCGUUACCGGGCCUGAACCUGGAGGACUGUGCCACACGUUGCUCACAGUCUCUGGACUGCAGAGCGUUCAACUACGAGACCCGUCCAACUGUCUCCUGUAAACACCUGCCCUGGGUGGGUGACGGGAGCAACGCAGAGGUGAAGAGGAACGUGAACUGUGACCUGUAUGAGAAGAAGGUCUAUGUCAGGAAGUGCAUCGUAAGUAAAGGAGAAGACUACAGAGGGAAAGUCUUCACCACAAGAAGUGGACUCACCUGCCAACAGUGGUGGUCCAAGUUUCCUCACGAUCACAGGUGGACUCCCACAGCCACCAACGGUCUGGAGUUGAACUACUGCAGGAAUCCAGAUGGGGAUCGGAUUGGCCCGUGGUGCUACACCACCGACAAUGAGCGACGUUAUGAAAGCUGCAACAUCCCCCAAUGCAAAGAUGACGUGUGUAUCACGUGUAACGGAGAGGACUACAGAGGGCAGGUCGACCACACUGUGAAUGGCAGAGAGUGUCAGAGAUGGGACCAGCAGUACCCGCACCAACACAUCUACCAGCCUGAAAAAUAUCCUGAUAAGAGUUUAGACGACAACUACUGCCGUAACCCUGACGCCUCUCCGGUGCCCUGGUGUUACACCACAGACCCUGAUGUGGAGAGGGAGAACUGUGAGAUCAGCAAGUGCACUGAGGUGCGGGUGGAGAAACGCCAGCGCUCCAGCUUCACCACCAACUGUUUCCGUGGCCGUGGGGAGGAUUACCGUGGUAAAGUCAAUGAGACAACAUCAGGUAUCCCCUGUCAGCGAUGGGAUGCCCAACAACCUCAUGAGCAUCCCUUCUACCCAAACACAUAUGAAUGCAAGGGUUUGGAGGAGAACUACUGUCGUAACCCAGAUGGGUCGGAGGCUCCCUGGUGCUUCACAUCUGUGCCAGAGAUGAGGACCGCUCUCUGCUUACAGAUCAAACGAUGUGCAGAUGACAUAGAGGCUGAAGAUUGCUACCAUGAAAAUGGAAAAAACUACAGAGGCAUGGUCCGCAAAACUCGUAAGGGGAUCACCUGCCAGAAAUGGAACGUCAACACACCUCACCUGACCAAGAUAAACCCAAGGACGCAUCCUGAGGCGAACCUGACAGAGAACUAUUGUCGUAACCCAGAUGGGGACCAGCACGGACCCUGGUGCUACACCACUGACCCCAAAACUGAGUUUGACUACUGUGCCAUCAAACAGUGUGCUGGAGAGAAAGUGUCCAUGACUGAACCAGUAGAGAAGGUAGAGUUCAGUGAGUGCGGGAAGAGAGACGACCGCCUCCCGAGGACGAGGUUGCGUAUCGUGAAUGGGGUUCCUGGGAACUCACCAUGGACAGUGAGCCUCAGAGACAGGAAAGGAAACCAUUUCUGUGGAGGAUCCUUGGUUAACCCCAGAUGGGUGAUCAGCACCAAGCAGUGUUUCUCCUCCUGCUACGUGGACCUGCCCGGGUACUCGGCCAUGAUGGGAACUCUGUAUCGUGAUCCACAAGAAGGAGAGCCUGGUGUGCAAACCAUCCCCCUGACCAAGAUCGUCUGUGGACCCUCAGAGUCUCAGCUGGUCAUGCUACAACUGGAAUCCCCGGCCCAGUUUAAUGAGCGUGUCUCUCAGAUCUGCCUCCCUCCUGAGCGCUACAUUGUAGCUGAGGGGACGAACUGUGAGAUCGCAGGAUGGGGUGAGACGAGAGGGACUGGAGAUGAGACUGUCCUCAACGUGGCCCACAUACCAGUUCUCAGUAACAAGGAAUGCAACAAAUACUUCAGAGGUCGUGUUCGUGAGAAUGAGAUGUGCACAAGCUCUUUCCAGGGAGGGGUGGGUGCCUGUGAGAGAGACUACGGCGGCCCUCUGGCCUGUCAGAACAGGGACUGCUGGGUACUCGAGGGUGUCAUCAUCCCCAUGAGGCGCUGCGGACACCCGGGGCAGCCCAACAUCUUCAUCCGAGUCUCUGUCUACGUGGACUGGAUCAAGAAGGUCAUGGAGAUGGCUUAGAGACAGAAACUGCCAUCCAACAGGGACUCAUCAAAUCUGCUGUCAAAGCCCUUAAGACCAGUUAUUCACUUAUUAACCAUAGACAUGUUCCUUCUCGGAUGUCUAUUUUGUAUUAAAAAUGUUAAUAAUACAUUAAAAUGUAUGGUCAGAUUUCACUACGUAAGUUACAACAAGACUAUAUUAAAAAGACACAUACAUUCAUGGAGAAAAUGCAAAGACAGCACAGUAAUUUGUUACAGUAUAUCUGCUUUAACCCUCUGACACCUGGAUUGACAUCAUGUUUCUUGUGCUGCGUUCAAAUGCCUUUCACAAGUAUUUAAACCUUUGAACCAAGAGCAAA
Molecule: messenger RNA, 2681 nt
Organism: Epinephelus lanceolatus (giant grouper)
Lineage: Eukaryota; Metazoa; Chordata; Actinopteri; Perciformes; Serranidae
Gene: mst1
Product: macrophage stimulating 1
Biological process (GO): proteolysis
Molecular function (GO): signaling receptor binding; serine-type endopeptidase activity
Source: RefSeq, a predicted model, not a curated record